Moneuplotes crassus is the source of this 392-nucleotide messenger RNA. The record is from the annotation of a GenBank genome assembly. Lineage: Eukaryota; Ciliophora; Spirotrichea; Euplotida; Euplotidae.
UAAAAAUGGACCCUUCAGCCCAAGAUACAGAGAUGUUUGUUCCUCGUAAAGUAAACAAGGAGGAAGACUUGAACCCAGAUGGUGAUAUUCUAGGAGUUAUGAGAGUCAAGGAGAAAAUGAAUUCUGCCAUAAAACUAAAUUCUAUGGAAGUGAACCAUAAAAAGUGGUUAGAGAUCCUACUUGGAACUAAUAUUUCUGAGAAUAAACUAGACAAGCUUCCUUCAACAAUUGUCACCCCAGCAUUCACAUUCUGAGAAGAGAAGAUUCGCCAAAAGAGAAUGAAGAGACUUCCUGGGUCAGCCACGACUGUUAUCUCUGGAAGCCAGAUGAACGAUAAUUCAGACUACCUUAGCAUGCAUGGUUACGACAUGAACUAAUCUCUGACUUCUUUU